GGAUUGAGACAACGGGGAAAAUCGGCCGUUGAAUUUUGAAAUUUGAAAUUUGAAAUUUGAAACCCUUGGAGCGUAGUAACACGAUUUGGUUCGUCGUCAGCGAGGUGGAGGAGAAACAAUAGUCAUGGAAGACGCUACAAUACAGGAAUUGGACCCAGAAACUGAGUUCCUUUUCUCCAAGCGGAAAACUGAGAACGAUUGGGAACUCUUCAAAGAGAACGUCAGACCUCUGAAGAGAGGUCGCAAUAUCAGCAUCUUGAACAAUGCCCUCAAGUCCCAUUCUGAUAAUCAUCUCAAGAAAUCCCUUCUUGAUAACCGAAGGAAGUUGAUUGAGGCUAUCGACGACUACAAAGGUGACGAUCCCCUGCAGCCAUGGCUCGAGUGUAUUAAAUGGGUUCAAGAGGCAUAUCCAGCUGGGGGUGAUUUCUCUGGACUUGUUUUGAUAUAUGAACAAUGUGUGCGGAAUUUUUGGCAUUCAGAUCGCUACAAGGAGGAUCUCCGUUAUUUGAAAGUGUGGUUGGAAUAUGCUGAAAAUUGUAUUGAUGCUGAAGUCAUAUUUAAUUUUCUGCACGCAAAUGAAAUUGGGACGACGCAUUCUGCUUAUUACAUAGCAUAUGCUCUCCAUUUGGAGUCUAAAUCUAAAUCAAAGGCUGCAAAUGACAUGUUUAAUCUUGGUAUCUCAAGGAAUGCUCAUCCAAUAGAUAAAUUGAAGGAUGCUUAUAGAAUGUUUCUCUUGCGCACAAUGCGCAGACCAAAAGCUGCAGAUGAGUCGGUGGAAAAAUGCUUACCAGUUCGUAGCUUUGGAACUGUGCUUCCCAAUCCAGGAAUGCUGACAAUGGGCAAUGUCGAUCGUUCCAGGAAAAACAUGAAGCCUGAAAGGUCAUAUCUAGCUCCACUUGAUGUUUAUGAUGAUUCAAAAGUCGCCGUUACUUCACACCAUGAACCAGAAGUUUCGAAGGCACAUUUGAAUUCUUGGACAGCAUUGGGGAGUCGAAGGGAGAGAAACAAAGAAAACAAUGCACCUCCUUCCAAAUGGACUUCCCACAAGAUACCGCAAAGGAUUGGAUCCAGGAUUGGAGGAUCGAAUGCAAAUGCACCUAUAGAGGUGUUUGUGGACGAGGAAUGCGAAGAGGCGCAUAAACUGGAACAUGAAGAAAGUCGCAAGUCUUCAACCACACACCUUAGGCAAGUUGAUGGACGCGAUUGUAAAAGGGAAGCAGAGUUACUAAGGCAGAAUCCAUUGCGCAACUUUCCUUCUAACAGUUUCCGAUGAUCAGCUCUGUUUGUUGUAAAUUGUAAUUCCCUAAAUGGCUUAUCCUGUGACUGGUGGAUCUUAUCCUAAAAAACCUUCUCCAAGUUC
Molecule: messenger RNA, 1360 nt
Organism: Cucurbita moschata (crookneck pumpkin)
Lineage: Eukaryota; Viridiplantae; Streptophyta; Magnoliopsida; Cucurbitales; Cucurbitaceae
Product: mitotic spindle checkpoint protein BUBR1
Exons: 11
Coding region: 125-1273 (382 amino acids)
Biological process (GO): meiotic sister chromatid cohesion, centromeric; mitotic spindle assembly checkpoint signaling
Molecular function (GO): protein kinase activity
Source: RefSeq, a predicted model, not a curated record